ACGGCUAGAGAUAGGAGAAUAAAAAGAAAAACAAACAGGGCAAACAGGUGGAAUUAGGAAGAGAAACACCAAUCUAUUCCUCAGACUACAGCAUGCAGCAGCAGUGGGUGUGUCUGGCUUUACUGGCCCUCCUGACUGUCACAGCGACGCUGGCAGAUGGUGGAAAAACAGAGAAACAAGGUAAGAAAGAGCGUAAAUCGGACUGUGGCGAGUGGCAGUGGAGUGUGUGUGUGGCUAACGAGGGUGACUGCGGCCUGGGCACCAGAGAGGGCACACGCACCGGCACCGACUGUAAACAAACCAUCAAAACCCAGCGCUGCAAAAUCCCCUGCAACUGGAAAAAGCAGUUUGGAGGUGAGUGUAAGUAUGAUUUUCAGGCAUGGGGAGAGUGUGACUCGACCACGGGAAUGAAGACGCGCACCGGCGUGCUGAAGCGAGCGCUGAUGGACGCUAACUGCCCGAACACCGUCAGCGCCACCAAACCCUGCGGCAAACCCAAGCCCAAGAUGCAAGAUUCACAGAAACCAAAACGGGAAGGAAAGAAGAAGGAGCGAAACCCGACAGACUAGAGGAGAAACUCCACCUGCUCUUCUGCUCCUCAGGCAGAGACGCGGAUGUGAGCUGCAGAGAUGAUGCUGCUCCUUAUUUACAAUAGAAUGUUUUUAGAUCGUUUGUAGCUUUAAUUUACAACUCACAGAAUAAUCCAUCAAUGAUAAAAGAAACACAAAUGAAUUACUAAAAUCUUCUGCUGAAACUUCUAAUGUUGUACCACCAAUUUCAGACCAUCCAGCUGGCAAAAAUAUGUCCUGCUUUAGGUUAUGAAAACAUUUCUGAAUGUUCUCUGGAC
Messenger RNA from Sinocyclocheilus rhinocerous, 847 nucleotides. RefSeq names its product pleiotrophin-like. Gene Ontology annotation, molecular function: growth factor activity. Bases 93 to 569 code for a protein of 158 amino acids. Lineage: Eukaryota; Metazoa; Chordata; Actinopteri; Cypriniformes; Cyprinidae. The record is from RefSeq and is a predicted model, not a curated record. The transcript is spliced from 5 exons.